Lampris incognitus (smalleye Pacific opah) is the source of this 5164-nucleotide messenger RNA. Its product is annotated as KIAA1549-like b. The transcript is spliced from 23 exons. NCBI's taxonomy places the organism in Eukaryota, Metazoa, Chordata, Actinopteri, Lampriformes, Lampridae. The coding region runs from base 1 to 4182 and encodes 1393 amino acids. The record is from RefSeq and is a predicted model, not a curated record.
AUGGCUCCCGGUUUGAGGAAUGCGCAUCCCGAACUGGGCGAACUGGGCGGCGGAGCGGGCUCGGUGGAUGGGUGCCGGCCGCGGAGGACAGAUAGCGGAGGAGACGGGUGUCUUUUGACUGCCGGGUGUCGGGCCGGAGGACCGGGGAUGCUGGCCAACUGUGCGCUGGUCAUGGGGACGGUUCUACUCGUGGUCCAGUGCGCCCUGGCCGCAGACGAUGAAACCACCUAUGAUGCCUCUGGCUCCUCCUCUUUACCCAGCAGUCCUGCACUCACAGUUGCUCUUGCUCAGCCAAUGAUCAAUGUGUCUUUGGCAGAGGAGGUGCCUCUUUCAGUCCUCCAUCCUGAUGGCAGGGCUGUGUCUGUUGGUGAAGGGUUGAGAGGGAAGCCUGCAUUCUCCUCUAUUCUAACCUUCCUGGCAGGAACUGCCAAACAUCCACUGAGCCUUGUCCAAAGCCAAGCUUCGCCAACCAUCACCAGAGACGAGAACCACACCAGUCAAUGGCCUUCAGAUGUUUCCAGCCAGGGCUCAGAGAUCUCUCCCUCAUUCUCCUCUGUUGGACCCAGUAUGAACCAAUCCACCAGCUCAGCUGACCAGAAUACAUCCAGAGAGACGGGUCUUACUUUCCCCAAAGAGAACAAGACCAGUCUGACUCCUUAUCAAACAGUAGGUUUUACCCCUCUGGUCAGGCCCAUGGAGACAACAUCUCAGGUAUCACCGCCGACCCCUCGACAGGACACCACGACUGCCUCUCUACAGCUUAGCACCAUCUCAGUAGUGCUGACCACCAAAACUAACCCCCCCGCCGCAGCACCGUCUGCGAUAGUCACCGCCGCCACUGCACAACCGGUCACUGCUACCCCGCCACAACCUACCCUGACCACCAGGAGACCCACAACCGUUUUAAUAUCCAGGAAUCCGGUCACGAGGAGAACAUUCAGCCCUCCUUUCCUGAGGACAAGCCCUCCCAGAGGAGCUGCCACCACCCUCAUCCUCUCCCCAUUCACCACCACCACAGAGGCCCCGCCACAGCAGUGCAAUAUCACAGAGAGGAUGUGGGUGAAAACGGUUGUGUCUAUCUAUGUGAGACGGAAUCGACUGGACACCAUUCAGAGACAGAACCUGCGCAGGGGGCUGAGUCAGGGCCUGCAGAAAGCGCUGAAUGAUAGCACCGCCCAGGCUCAGGUGGAGACUGUGUUUGGCUCCCCCAACAUGACAGUGGCUUACCAUGUGACCGGACGGGACAUGGUAUAUCCUCCCUCUCUGGUGCUGGAGGGCCUGGGCUCCUAUGGCCGUGAUAGGCUGAUUGCGGACCUGCGACAGUACCUUCCCAUGGUAACAGCCCUGCCCCUCCCUGCUGCAUUAUGGAGAUCAAACCCAGCCCCAGGCUUCCAGCUCAAAACAGUGCUGCGGUUCGUUGGAGCGGGUGAUGACCCGAGGUCCUGUCGGUUCACUCAAAUGAUGGAGCAAAGGCUUGAGAAUGUGUUUUCUGAGGCACAGGCCAAAGUGCUCAACACCCACAGCAAACUCUCUGUUCAGAUCUUGAGUGUGUCCCAGGUAGCGGGCUCCCCUGCCGUCUUACUGGUCUACGCUGUGAGGAAUGGGACCAGCUUCCUCAAUGGCACUACUGCUUCCAACCUCCUGGGUCAGCUGACAGCUGAGCUGGUGGGCUACUUCCUCUUCUACCCACCUCUUAUCAUUGCAGAGCCUGUGGAAUACCACAAUCUCAACACCUCCAUUGCCACCAGAGACUUCUGGGUAAUCACAGUGAUCCAGGAUGUGGAUAACUCCAGCCUGGACAGACAGUACCAAAGCUUUGCCAGUCUAAUGGAGCAACGGCUGGCGGAGCUGUUCGUGGUGGCGGGCCAGCAGGGGAGCCGCUUCAAGAGAGCCACCACCGUAGGCAGCUACACUGUCCAGAUGGUGAGCAUCCGAAGGGUUGCAGGGUUGAAGAGCCCCGCGGAGAUGACCUACUACGUCCAGCGAAACAGCACUCCGUUAAUGGGCACGUCUGCCGCCAAGGUCCUGAACACCGUGGACUCUCAGAUCAUGGCCCUCACCCUGGGUUACUUUGUCCAGCUGCAGGCAGAACCUGUGGUCAAAAACCCUCCUAACAACCUGUGGAUCAUAGCAGCAGUGUUGGCUCCCAUUAGCGUAGUCACACUCAUCAUCAUCAUCAUCACCGCUGUGCUGUGCAGGAAGAACAAGAAUGACUUUAAAGCCGAUGCCAUGGGCAACCUCAACCUCAACCCUCGUGCUAAAAUGGCGUAUCGGAGGGAUGUGGGCUACUACCACCAGCCAGUCCAGGGUUUUGACUAUGCCAAGCAGCACCUAGGCCAGCAGGGAGGUGACGAGGAGACCCUUCCUGUCACUGAGGACACCCUGGUGAUGUCCCGACCCAUCAGGGACACGACGCUUUCUCUAGAGAAGGCCUUGCAACAGGACGGCACCAUCAACAAGAAGAACCUCACCACGGACAUCCGCAAAAGCAGGCUGCCGAGCGAGGAUGGUUCCAUCAUCAGCGACGAAUCAGAGAAGCUGAAUUCCGGCAGGGGCCUGACGGUGCAGAAAGUCACAGCGCAGCAGAAACUGACAAAGGAGGAGAGCUGCAAGAGGGACGAUCCAUAUGACACCUCAUCUGGCUCCCUGCAGCUCAUUGCCAUAAAGCCAAUGGCAGCUCAGCCCACCUACUCUCACCCGACAUCCUCUGACCGCAGCCACGACUCGGCAAUCCUCAAUGGAGAGGUGAGCCUGGCCCUGAAGCAGAAGUCAGACAUCGAGCACUACAGGAACAAGCUGAGGCUGAAGGCCAAGAGGAAAGGUUAUUAUGAUUUCCCCACGGCCGACGGCAGCAGCAGUGGCGGCGGCAGGGUCCCGCCGCAGGGGCAGCGGCAGGGCCACGACUACGAGCGGGCAACCGGCGAGCAUGGCAGAGCCAUGGAGCCCGACGAAGACCGGGGGUCGACCUACGUCAAGUCUCGCAGAAGACACUCCCAGGUGGGGCAGCCGACAUAUCGCAGCAGACAGAGCCUGAACAGCCCCAGCCCAGGAGGGACAGAGAUGGACCUCCUUGUGAUGCGGGAGAGACCAAGGAGAGGCAUUCGCAACAGUGGCUAUGAUACGGAGCCUGAGUUGAUUGAGGAGACGAAUGUUGACCAUUUAAUGGGGCCAAGGGGAUUUAUGUAUGGCCGGGCAUUCAAAGCCCAUUCGCAGACAUCCACUCUGAGCUCACAGCCCUCUAUUGAUGAGGUGCGACAACAGAUGCACCUGCUGCUGGAGGAGGCAUUCAGUCUGGCUUCAGGGGGCCACUCCACAUCUGGUCGGCACUCCCACUCCCACCACCACCAACACUCCAACCAUCAUAACCCACACUCCAGCCACUACAGCCCCGCGCCUCCUCCCCUGCCCUACACAGAUGUUGUGACGAGCGCCCCCGGCACAAUGAGCCCUGGACGGGGAGGCCUGCAGUGGGUGCCAUCAUACGGGGCAGAUAUGUACCAGUGCAGCCUUCCAAAACCUACCUUUCGCUUCACCCAGCUCCCUGACAUGGCUAUGGGCUCUCCCCCACCACCUUUACCACCUCGCACCGGCCCCCCUCCGCAGACCUUAAGACGGUCAUCUUCGGACUUGGGGCCUAAGGGUAGGAGCUCUGAGACAUCUGUCACUGACAUACAGUCUCAACAUGACAGCAACCCCUACGGUCCAGUCUCCAGACCAGCGCUCACAUCUGUCACUGCAGAGCAGACUCUAUCCAACUACUCAGGAAACCCAAUAACAGCUGUUUAUGCCAUCCCAGCCACAAGACAUGGCCUCUCAGAAUACUACACACCACCCACCUCCUACAGGAGCCCCUCCUGGAUGUCCUAUCCACCCGAGCCUGAGGAUGUACCACCACAGUGGGCAGAUUCUGUGCCCCUGCCGGGGUAUGUGGAGGCUUUCCCCCAUCCCCGCUACCCACAGAGCAGUCCCGCCAGACUGCCCCUGCAGUACAGCCAGGCCGCGGAGCAGCCCCCAACUGCCCCCACCACAGUGUCCCAGCAAAGCCUACCAGCUCAGACUGGGAAGAACAUGGACAGCAUGCCUCUCAGCAGCCUCUCCACCUCUGCACUAGUCCAAGCUAUCCGCCAGGAGGUGGCCAAACUGGCAAAGAAGCAGAAUGAUAUGUUUGAGUUCCAGGUGUAACUCGGCCCCCGCUCCCCUGGUGUCUGGGAGGAGGUGCACAGCAUGUUACUCUUAUUUCUUCUACAAACACAAUGGUGCAACUCCUUCAGACAAACAGCUUUUCGAUGUUUGUACUAUAAGGACGGACUGAUCUUCUUUACCCUGCUCAUUUUUUUUCAAAUUCUUGUCAAACCUCCUAACUAAAAGGUUCUAGAUGGUGAUGGUUUACUGAAACAAACUAUCAGUCAAGUUUUAUCAAUGAUGUCUCAACUACAUGCAACACUUUGUUGUAGAUAUAUCAAUAGGAAACUCAUUUCAUUUUAUCUUUUCUCCAGAAUCAGGCAUUUUUGUGAAUCGAUGCAAAUUGAGGGGAGGGAAAGUGGUAUUGUCCUGUUUGUACUGAGAGGACCAAACUUACUCUGAAUAGAGGUUUAGGUAUUGAACACAGUGUACAUAAUCAUGUACAGAGUAAGAAUAUGUAUCCUAUCUCUUUUUAUAGGGCAUCAGUUUGAACAAAAUGGGCUGCAUUAUAAUAUUGGUUAACUAGGCCUUCAUAGUGUUAUGUCAUUCUGCAAAAUCAGGUUUUGAAUUCUCUACUAUACUUUAUAUCUGGUAUAAAAUUGUAAAACCAGAACAGUAACAAUGCAAAUGGGACAUCUUAAGUGGUCUUGUAAUUUUCAAAACUUUAAACAAUUGUGCUAGUUCCAAAUUUCCUAGAAAUUGAAUAAAAAAGUUGGUUUUAUCUGCUUUUAUGGGUAAACCCAACACGGUAUGCAACGGCCUAAAUAACGGUACAUCCUCAGUGGCUUACUUCAUGUACACAUAAAUGCUGGUGAAAAUUGUUGCUUCAGCAUUCUGAAAUAAAUUUAAGCUAACAUCCUUGCUUCAUUUGUUUUGGUGUACAUUUAAAGCUACACUGACUUGAAAAAGGUAAAAAUUUAUUCCAGAAUGAAUAAGUGGUGGUUACUGUAUUGGUAAUGUAUGCAAAUAAAAUAUACGUACU